Molecule: messenger RNA, 744 nt
Organism: Harmonia axyridis
Lineage: Eukaryota; Metazoa; Arthropoda; Insecta; Coleoptera; Coccinellidae
Product: putative nuclease HARBI1
Exons: 2
Coding region: 1-744 (247 amino acids)
Source: RefSeq, a predicted model, not a curated record
AUGAGAGCUAUAGCUUGCUUAAAGCGUAAUUUUAUAAAAAUGCCCAAUGAUGAAGACCUGAUUGCGACAAGACAAGGUUUUUGCGAUAUUGCAAGAUUUCCAAAGUGCAUUGGGGCCAUAGAUUGCACACACAUAAAAUUGCAAAGUCCUGGUGGGCCUUAUGCAGAAACUUAUAGAAAUAGGAAAGGCUUAUUUUCUUUGAAUGUACAAGUUGUAGGCGACUCAAAAUGUUCAAUAAGAAAUAUUGUUACUAGAUGGCCAGGAUCCUCACACGAUUCCAACAUAUUCAGAAAUUCUAGACUGAGAUCAGAUUUUGAAGAUGGACAAUUUGAAGAUAACCUUCUGGUUGGCUAUAGUGACUAUGCAAUAAAGUCAUAUUUAAUAACCUCGCUGUCAAAUCCACAGACAUCAGCUGAAAAUCUGUUCAAUGAAGCUCAAAUUAGAACUCGAAAUCCAAUAGAAAGGUUAUUUGGAAUAUGGAAAAGACGUUUCCCAAUUUUGGCUCUUGGAAUUCGCCUCAAUAUUGAAAAAGUUGAAGCUGUUAUUGUAGCUUGUGCAGUAUUACACAAUAUUGCUAUUCAAAUGAAUGAUGGAGAUCCUAUAUCAAAUAAUGACAAAAUAGAAGCUGCUAUAAUAUUCACAAACAAUGUGAAUAACGGUGUAAUCAAUAGAAACAAUAAUCAUGGUUUAAAUGAUAAUAUUUGGCAUGCUCUAAUAACACAGUAUUUUGCAAAUUUAUUAUAA